AAUUUAAAUAGUGUGCUUGGACCAUCUAUACCUUGUGGAGCUACGUGAGCUCGGAAACCUACCGUUUGAUCACUGUUUGGAAUGGUACCAUUGAAACUGAAGAAAUUUACCAGUAUUGUCAUCUUGGAGAUUGAUGGGGCCAGACUGCUUUGAACCCUAGCACUACAUAUCUAGCGACGCUUUCAGCAGUAUAUCCAAGCUUGUGGGCAAUUCACAACAUCAGAUCGGCCAGUCCGCCGAGGCAUGUCCUCAAUCUCCGGCAGCCUCUCUCCACGGCUCAGGCCCCCUCAAUCUGCUCAGCCAUACAGGUCUAUAUUUGGUGGCUCUAGCAGUCAGGAUAUCGCAGAUCUUCAGCCGUAUACGGCAUGGCAAGGGGAUGCCACUUUUGGUCUUGAUGAUCACGAUGUCCAGAUGGAUGAUUUACCGGUAGUUGAGAAUGAUCAUUCCGAUGACUCUACCUAUAGAGGAAGCGAUGAAGAUGAGUCUAGGUCAGAGGAUAAUCCUACCACCGAAGAUAUCCAGCAGAGGGUACCGGAAAGCAUAACAGCACCCGUCAUUCCACAAGGUGAUAUUGAAAGCCCGCCAUCCUCACCUGGAUAUCGACCUAAUAGGUUCCGCGGCACUGAAUCUCAAUGGAGAAAGUUGACUGCCGAAGAUAGACGAAAUGCUGAAGCUCUAGAAGAUAUUCGGGCUCGAGACCUUGCAGCCCAUCUGUACAAUGCGUAUGCUCUACGAGUACGAGCUCGAGAGCUAGCAAGGCGAGCAGCUGAAACUGGUGAACAAGUAGAUGAAAUUAAAGCAUUCGCUCCCCCAAAACGAUGGGCAGCAUGGCCCAUGUCAGCUACAGAGGUGCCUCGCGGAAACGAGUAUAUCCGCAGAGGGGAAGAUGAGGCCUGGACAUUGAGAAUGCAGCCGGAUCCUCGACCAAGUGCAGAGCUAGAAGAAUCGCUCAUAGCUAUUAUGCUAAAGAACGCAAAAGAAAAAUUCCAAGCUAGGUGUUGGGACGCAAAAGUUUCAUCUGUCCAGCAGUGGGCAAUGUCUCGACCCACAACACAAAAUGAUACCGCCACUGACGGAGAACUGAAAAACGAAUCCGAUCUUUUUAAUGAUCUUUACCUACGUCCUGUCAUCCAAGCAGAUGAUGAGAGAUCACGUCACCAGUUGCGACCGCUGACCCGAAACGUACUCACCCGGUUCGAUGACCUUCUCAUGGCUCUUCACAAUGCCCGAAAUGGUGGAGUCGGGGCGGACGAUAGCUCCGCGAGUGAAUGGCAGACAGACACAGAGAGUAUUGCUUCUAGCGUCUCAUCCCGCAAAAGAAGAACUUUGAGGACUACCGCAGAGCGAAGUCAAUCGAGGGGUAGAAAGCGCACACGCAGAUCAUCCGCCCAAGCUGGAUCAAGCCGUCCAAGUUCUUAUAGCGGACAUGCAUCAAGUGGGCCGGUAUCGUCUCGACCUAGUUCGCGUCGACCAUCCGGGUCGCAGUAUUCCUCAAAGUCACGGGGCCGAUCGACUGGCAGCGACCGCAAAAGAUCUGCGAGUCGUUUCCGUCUUGGUCUCCGAGACUGGAGUGAAGUAUUAGGAGUUGCCUCUAUGAUCGGCUUUCCGCCAGCUGUGGUAAUGCGCUCUUCACAAAGAUGUGCCGCUCUAUUCCAUGAGGACAUGGAAUUUAGAACGUUCAAGGAAGGCGCCUUACAGCAACUUCAGGACGGAGAUUCUCGCGCCUGGGCCUACUCAGAAACUGAGCCUGGGGAUCCUGAAGCUUCGCCGCCUCCUCCUUCGACACCUCAUACUAAUGGACCAUCAUCUCGCACGGCUUCUGUGAAGAGGGCCUCUAGAUCCCGAGCCGCUAGCCCUGUUACUGAGAACCCUAAUGAGAUGAUCAUGCCCAAAGGCAAAGGUCCACAUCGCAAGACAGAUCUAAUAUGCCCUAUUCCGACAUGUCCCCGGCGCAUUAAUGGAUUCGCUCGACGGUGGAAUCUCAAUUUACAUAUGAAACGCAUGCAUCCAGGAUACCGUCUUAAGAGAAGUGACUCAAAAUCCAUGUCUCCCAUUGCCGGCCGUGGUGCAGACGAUAGUGAUGGUUAAUACAUGCCUAAGGUGUAGCCUUGCCAAUCAGCGCCCUUCAG
Aspergillus alliaceus is the source of this 2129-nucleotide messenger RNA. RefSeq lists its product as uncharacterized. Bases 244 to 2088 code for a protein of 614 amino acids. The transcript has a single exon. NCBI's taxonomy places the organism in Eukaryota, Fungi, Ascomycota, Eurotiomycetes, Eurotiales, Aspergillaceae. The record is from RefSeq and is a predicted model, not a curated record.